This is a messenger RNA of Cannabis sativa, 3641 nucleotides long. Its product is annotated as kinesin-like protein KIN-14I. The transcript is spliced from 19 exons. Gene Ontology annotation, biological process: microtubule-based movement. Gene Ontology annotation, molecular function: microtubule binding; ATP binding; microtubule motor activity. The record is from RefSeq and is a predicted model, not a curated record. NCBI's taxonomy places the organism in Eukaryota, Viridiplantae, Streptophyta, Magnoliopsida, Rosales, Cannabaceae. Bases 337 to 3366 code for a protein of 1009 amino acids.
UUGUUGCUUAGAGAGAGAGAGAGAGAGAGAGAGGGUCACAGAGUAUAAAGUAAGGCAGUAGAGGAAGAGAUGGUUGGAUUGCUUUGUAGAGAGAAAAAAAAAUUGAAAAACUAAAAUAAAAAUAAAGGGCGAAAGCUAAAGGUCAUGGAGAAUAAUAUCUUUUUCUCUGAAACCCACAACGGUUUUUGCUCAGAGGAAGAUGGUUUUGUGUUUAAGAUGUUUGUUUUGAUCGUUGCGUUGUGAGAUUUUUCUGGGACUUUCUUGGUGUGAGUGAGUUGUGGAGCUGCUUGCUGCUAUUGCUGUUUAGUGGGGACCGAGAAGGAAGAAAAAACAAAUAUGACAACAAUGGCGACGGAGGGAACAUUCUCGUUUUCUGUUGUGUCUGUAGUGGAGGAUGUUCUCCAGCAACAUGGGAAUCGUAAUAGGGGUGGUGGUCUUGAUUUGGAAUCUAGAAGAGCUGAGGAAGCUGCUUCUAGAAGAAAUGAAGCUGCAGGGUGGCUGAGGAAGAUGGUGGGAGUUGUGGCCGCUAAAGAUUUGCCUGCAGAGCCUUCUGAAGAAGAGUUUAGGCUUGGAUUGAGAAGUGGGAUUAUUCUCUGCAAUGUUCUCAAUAAAGUUCAACCUGGAGCUGUGUCUAAGGUUGUGGAGAGUCCAUGUGAUGCUGCUUUGAUCCCUGAUGGAGCAGCAUUGUCUGCAUUUCAGUACUUUGAAAACGUGAGGAACUUUCUUGUGGCUGUACAAGAUAUGGGAAUUCCUACUUUCGAAGCAUCUGAUUUAGAACAAGGAGGAAAAUCUGCAAGGGUUGUGAACAGUGUUUUGGCUCUUAAGUCCUACUCUGAUUGGAAACAGAGUGGUGGAAAUGGUGUCUGGAAAUUUGGUGGAAAUGUGAAAGUUACCACGUCCACAAAAUCUUUUGUAAGGAAAAACUCAGAACCGUUCACCAAUUCCUUAUCAAGGAACUCAUCCAUGACCGAAAAAACUUUGAACGGUCUCUCUUCUGAUCUUGAAUAUAAUAAAAUGUCUGAUUCUGGCUCCAUGAGUGCACUUGUUCGUGCAAUUCUGUUAGAUAAGAAGCCUGAUGAAGUUCCCAUGUUGGUGGAAUCUGUCUUAAGUAAGGUGGUGGAGGAAUUUGAGCAUCGAAUGUCUGGUCAACAAUAUGAAACACUAAAACCAACUCCAAGGGACAUGUCUAUUUCUAAUGGAAACAAGUUUAUAGCCAAAUCUACUUUUGGUGAUAGAAAGGUAGAAGAAAAACAUGCCAAUAUAAUAAAGGCAGAGCAGUUCCAAAAGAAUUGUAUUUCUGAUGAGGAGUCAAAAAGAAAGCUACUAAAUCAACAAUUGAUUUUUGAUAAACAACAAAGAGAUAUUCAGGAACUAAAAAGUACCAUUCACACAACAAAAGCUGGUAUGCAAUUCAUUCAAAUGAAGUUCCAUGAAGAGUUCAACAAUCUUGGUUUGCACAUUCAUGGCCUAGCUAAUGCUGCAUCUGGGUAUCAUCGAGUUCUUGAAGAGAACCGAAAGCUGUACAAUCAAGUACAAGAUCUCAAAGGAAGUAUAAGAGUUUACUGUCGAGUGAGGCCAUUUUUGCCUGGACAACCAAACUCUUUGAGCACUGUGGAUCACAUAGAAGAUGGAAACAUCACAAUUAAUGCCCCUUCAAGGCAUGGGAAAGGGAGAAAGUUGUUCAGCUUUAACAAAGUAUUUGGGCCAUCUGCUACUCAAGCGGAUGUAUUCUCUGAUAUGCAGCCACUUAUUCGGUCUGUUCUUGAUGGUUACAAUGUUUGUAUAUUUGCAUAUGGCCAAACUGGAUCAGGAAAAACUUUCACCAUGACUGGACCAAGGGAUCUUACAGAGAAAAGUAGAGGUGUAAAUUAUAGAGCAUUGGGGGAUUUGUUUCUUAUAGCAGAUCAGAGGAGAGAUACUUUCCGCUAUGAUGUUUCUGUCCAGAUGAUCGAGAUAUACAAUGAGCAAGUCAGGGAUCUUCUGGUUACUGACGGAACUAACAAAAGAUUAGAAAUCCGUGUUAGUUCCCAGACAGGACUAAGUGUACCAGAUGCAAACCUUGUUCCUGUUUCAUCAACAGCAGACGUAAUAGAUCUAAUGAAUCUUGGACAUAAGAAUCGUGUUGUGGGUGCAACAGCCUUAAAUGAUCGUAGUAGUCGCUCUCAUAGUUGCUUGACCGUUCAUGUUCAAGGAAGGGAUUUGACUUCUGGAGCUGUCCUUCGUGGCUGCAUGCAUCUAGUUGACUUAGCUGGGAGUGAAAGAGUAGACAAGUCUGAGGUAACAGGAGAUAGAUUGAAAGAAGCACAACAUAUCAACAAAUCUCUUUCUGCUUUGGGUGAUGUAAUCGCUUCCCUUGCCCAAAAGAAUCCUCAUGUUCCUUACAGGAACAGCAAACUCACACAACUACUCCAAGAUUCACUUGGAGGGCAGGCCAAGACAUUAAUGUUUGUUCACAUAAGUCCUGAACCUGAUGCUAUUGGUGAAACUAUUAGUACACUUAAAUUCGCGGAGCGAGUUGCUACAGUCGAACUUGGAGCUGCCAAGGUGAACAAAGAUGGGUCAGAUGUUAAAGACCUGAAAGAACAGAUUGCUAGUCUUAAGGCAGCAUUGGCAAGGAAAGAUGAUGAAGAUGACCACAACCAACUAUCUGUCUCUGGCAGUGCUAAUAACAAGUACAGGACAAAAGCUAGUGAAGUAUCUCCUUUUCAGUCCAAACUUCAGAGUUCAGACAUAGAAAAUCAUAAAAACUCUUCACUGAGGCAGAAGAGGCAAAGCUUUGAUCUUGAUGAGCUACUGGCAAACUCACCUUCAUGGCCACCUGUGAAUAGUCCUGGCCAUAACUAUGUGGAGGAGGAGAAAGACAUGAGCUCGGGUGAGUGGGUUGAUAAAGUCAUGGUGAACAAGCAAGAAGUAAGCAGGGUUGAAAGCAACCCUUUAGGAGGAUGCUGGGGAACAGACAAUGGAAAUUUAUCUGACAUGUUGUACCAGAAAUAUCUUCCAGAUUCUACAAAACUCUAUCAGGACCAAUCCUACAACAUGUUCAUGGGAGGAAACAACCGAUUCAAUGGCAGCGGUGUUAGUACUGAUGAAAUGGAUGAUCUUGAUGCUGCCACCAGUGACUCUUCAGAGCCAGAUUUGCUUUGGCAGUUUAAUCAGACCAAACUCUCUGGCAUAACCAAUGUCAUUGACUCAAAGACCAAGAAACUUAAUACAAACAAGAUUGCCAAGAGCCCAGAACUAAGCAAGAAUUUCAAUUCUUCUCUGGGCCCUUCACCUUCCCGAAAAGCUUCAAAUGCAGUCCCACAUCGGAUAGGGAGGCAGCCAGCCCCGGUUGACAUGAAACGCAAAACCGGGAACAGAAAGUAGAAACAAAAGAGUGUCACACUAUCGACACAUUGAGUGGUGAAUAUAUCUAUGUAUAAUUUUUUUACCUUUUUUUUUUUCAUUUGUUACAGAGAGGUUUCUUUUUUUGUUUUUUUUUUUGUUUUACUUCAUAUUCUUCUUCUUUUAAAUUUUUUUAUUUUUUUAUUUUCUUAUAUAGAGUUUAACUGCAGCAAUAAAUCCAGUUGCUUGUAUAUUUGUACUGAGUUGAUUUACUUAGAAAAAACUCCUGCCUGCUUGGUGUGGAUGACAUUUACACA